UGUCCUUUCAACAGUCAGCUGCAGGGAGCACAUUUCACAGGGGCAAUGCUGGCUCUCUAACACACAUACACACACAUACACACACACACUCAUGCUGUUACCGAACUCUCAGUCACACACACAGGCAUGCGCUCACACUGACACUCACACCACACAUACACCAUCUCCAAAGAUACACAUUUCUCCUGAGCUGGAUGCCUCUCUUUAAAGGACACACUGCUUUGAGGAUUUCACUUGGCUUUCUUAUAAAAAGGGAGGGAGAACAGACAGAAAAGGAGAAAGAGGAAGGAUUAAUUUGAGGACACCUUACUUCACAGGAGAUGUACAACUUGUCAGCAUGACACCUUGUCUGGAUUCCCCUCUCCUCCUCAGGCAAAAAUCCUGAAAAUGAUGGAUGACAACAAGCAGUUGGCUCAGCGCAUCGAUGGGGCCAUUCAGUCCGCCAGCCAGGAAGUGACCAACCUGCGGUCAGAGCUGAGCGCCACCAGCCGCAGACUGGCCGAACUGGGGGCGAGCGACUCUGCCAGCACGCUCGAGACCCUGCAGCAAAACCACAACGGUAGGAGAGUCGCUCGAAAUCCCUCUCCCCACCAAAGGCAGAAGCCAUCGGCCACUGACCUCUGCUACAAGACUGAAAUCAGCAGUCUGAUGGACUUCAACUCUCCGGACGCCUCACUGGACAAAGUCCUGCUGCGUGAGGAGGUGGCCCAGCUCCAAGAGGAGGUGCACCUGCUGCGGCAGAUGAAGGACAUGUUGAGUAAGGACCUGGAGGAGACCCAGGGAGGCUGCUCGGCCGACGUGCUCUCUGCCACCGAGCUCCGCGUGCAGCUGGCCCAGAAGGAGCAGGAGCUGGACCGAGCCAAGGAGGCGCUGCAAGCCAUGAAGUCGGACCGUAAGCGUCUGAAGGUGGAGAAAGCAGACCUGGUGAACCAGAUGCAGCAGCUUUAUGCCACACUGGAGAGCCGGGAGGAGCAGCUCCGCGACUUCAUACGCAACUAUGAGCAGCACAGAAAAGAGAGCGAGGAUGCGGUGAAGGCACUGGCCAAAGAGAAGGACCUGCUGGAGCGAGAGAAGUGGGACCUGCGGCGGCAGACCAAGGAAGCCACGGAGCACACGGGGAUGCUGCGCUCCCAGCUCGACCUCAAGGAGAACCGCAUUAAGGAACUGGAGGCUGAACUGGCCAUGGCCAAACAGUCACUAGCAACCCUGACCAAGGAUGUGCCCAAGCGUCACUCUCUGGCCAUGCCCACGGAAACGGUUGUGAACGGCAACAACCAGGAGUGGGUGAUGCAGGCCGACCUUCCCCUGACCGCUGCCAUCAGACAGAGUCAGCAGACCCUCUACGUCCACACGGGCCACCCCACUGACCGACAAGUGGCUGCCGUGCGAGUGAGCCCGUGCCACUCGCGUCAGCCCUCCAUCAUCUCCGAUGCCUCGGCGUUGGAGGGAGACCGGUCAUCCACACCAAGUGACAUCAACUCACCACGCCAUCGGACCCACUCCCUCUGCAAUUCCCUAGAAGAUCUGGAGGAGGCGAAGCGUAAGAAGAAGAAAGAGAAGAUGGGUCUGGGCUCUCUGUCGCGUGUCUUCGCCCGGGGGAAGCAGCGCAAGUCCCUCGAGCCUGGUUUGUUUGAUGGUACUUCAACGCCUGAUUAUUACAUAGAGGAAGAUGCAGACUGGUAAAGCACUCAUGUCCAAGCGAACCAGCUGGAGAGCCUUUUUGGCAGUGAUCAGAAGACAGCAGUGUGUGUGUGUGUGUGCGUGUGUGAGUGAGUGUGUGUUGGAUGUCAGUGUGUACAGCUAUAAUAAUGUGUGUGCCUGCGCAGACUCGCAUACAUCCAUACUUCCGUGUGGGUGAGAGUGUUUGCAUGCGUGAGUCGUCCAUGGUCAGAGGCCAUGUGAGGAGGCGGAGGCGCGUCUUGCUUUGCUGAAGUGUAAAUCUUAACAAGCAAAGUGCACCUGUUUGUAUGUACAGUCCUGUAAAUAGAGUGGACAGUGUGACAUCACGACCAUGUGGAUAUGUUCUAUUGUAUCUGCCCGCCAACACGACUGUGUUACUGGAUCUUUUAAUUGUUCUUUACAUUUUGACUUUUUGUUUUCACUCAACUGGAAACUUGAAGGACUGCUGUACUUGUAAAUAACAACAGUUGAUGUGCACUUUGUGCGUGUAAAUGUCUCCUUGUCCUGAAUGCCUUUUUGUUAUUUUUGACAUGUACUCCCUUCCUCUCACUACCUUUUAACUUGAACUCCUCACUGUUUAUUGUCCUGCUUGGUCCAUCCCCCUCCUUCCACACUGCCAUGAUGAGAACAGUUUCCUGUCGGCAACAUGCAGACUCCUCAAAUCCGCCUCUAAUUCGGUCGCACAACACAUCCCUCAGCCUCCAAGAAAACUGUACUCCUUGAUGUUCGCUCAAUUGAGACUUCAAAGACGCUGCUAAGCGAGGAAUAAACUUUCUAUGCAGAACAGUUUGUUCCACUUCACCAUUAAGCCAAACAGGAAAUGCAAGAAAUGUGUUUUCUAUCUGCCAAGAUAGAAGGUACAUGCCGAAGGUACAUGUGUGACAUGCAUGCACAUAGUCCCAGUCCCCAAAUGCAUGUUGAACAAAACCUUGCUAACAGAAAUGUAUUUCUCUGGGUAUGUUGUCGAGUAGGGCUUUAAAAAAAAAAAAAAAAGAGAGGUCAGUUACUAAUUUCAUGAUGUUUAUUCAUGAUUUUAUCCAUUACAAAUGAAGUUAUUUGAUUUCUUAUUCAGAAAAACUUUCUGAUCGAUGUUAAGGAGCUUAACAUCCCAAACUAAACAUAUAACAUUUUAAUCUGCACCUAUAAGGCUCUUUGUACAAACGUUCAUUUAAAAUAUAUUCAUGGUCAGCCAAGUUAACAGUCACAAAAAAAACCGGCACUACACUUUGAAUGCUUAAGUAAUUAUCCCACUUAUUCAUGAGGCUUUGUACCAUUUUCUUACUGUAGGAUCUUACAGUAGCUUGUAACUUUAUCGUUUUAUUAAUACUGAAAAUUAUUCUGGGAACAGUUAGUCUAACAAAAGAAAGCUAUUAUCAUAACAUAAGUAAGAUAUUGUAGAUAUUAUACUGAUGGUCAAGGCUUUUCCAAACCUCUUGAAUUGGAUCACUUUACCAGAAAAUCUGAACUUCAAUUAAGAGUCCUGAGCGUGGAGCAGACAUUAAAUGACCUGUUAUAACAAUAAGGAGUGCCAACCCCGGAGCUUAAAGAUCAGAUUUAAGCAGGCUAAUCAAACUGAAGCAUACCUUCUCCCAUGACCCCCAAAUUCUGAUGCAGAGUUCAAGCCACCAGCUGGAGGGAAAAAAAGCAAUUAACUUUGUGCCAAAGGUUAAUAGUGUUUCUUUAAGCACAAGAAUGACUAGAGACGUGGGAUUAUUUUCAUUCAUUCAUUGGAUGGAGUCUGCACUGCCACCCCCAGGAAAUCUUUUCUCGCCCUGAUUUUAAACUAACACUGUCGGUCUCGUCUGAAACACUAUAGAGUCACAGAUUACAAUGGAGCUGUGGUCAACCACAGUGCUUGUCAAAGAUUAGCAUUUAGCUCAACCUGCAUUUGGGCUCACGGAUAUUGGAUUUAGAGGUGAAUCCCAAAGUUAAGUCACCAUGUAUUUAAUUGUAUGUAUAAGAACAACAGCUCAACCACUUUAUUUCAUUACUCAUUUAAUGAGAUGUAUGAAAGUCUAGGCUAUUUUUUCAUUUUAUCAACCUCUGCUGAGGGGGGGGGGGGGAAACACAUAUCAAAUGAAAAACAUUGUAUAAUGUUUAUGUUUUGAGCCACGGCCUCUUUGUUUUGUUUUUUUGUUUUUUUCACAAAUAUUUUACUUUUUGUAAAUUACAGAAAUAAAAUUAAUAUUAUUAUUAAAGAGUUUUUAUUUAAAGUUAAAGUUGUAGGCCUCAUUGGAGGACUUCUAUUGUGAAGUCCUGAGAUGUUUAGAAGUGGAUAUAGUAGCAAACUUUUAAAGGCAUGGCAACAAAAUUACGCUCAAAAGAACUAAGAAUAAGAUUAUUUUAAAAUAAAAUAAAUAACGUUGAACUUCCAUGUGGCUGUCCUCUCUUUCCCUGUGUUAACAUUUGUGUGUUCACAUGUUCAUUUGUCUUGGUGUGGCUCUAAUCCUGAUUUGUCCCUUUAUGCUAGAGGGGCUGCCAUUUUUAACAUGUGCGUUGAGCCUCCCUCAGCCCUGCAAGUCCCUCUGAGAGAGGACUGCAUCCCCAAAAGCUUCCAAAUGGCCUCCUUUCCUCUCUUUCCCAAUUUGAACUCCUUGUUAAAAAGAAAAGAAAAGCAUUACUUAUUCCUCUUCGAUAUUGAAAUCAAUGAUCAGAAAACGGAGGAGAUUGGAAAGGAAGCCAUGUUAGAUUGUUGGAGCAGACCUCAUAUAUGUCAGCACAUGGUGUCAAUAAUGUUCUGCUUUGAUUUGACCCCUGACCUCUAACACUGACCCCUCUUGCCUGACCUCCAACGGACUCUCAACACAGUGAAGUGACCCAAGAAGUAAUCAAUCAGACUCAGUAAGACCAAGGUACACAAGUUCCAAUUGCUUUGAAAAUGAGCUGUGCUGCUGGGUUGCACGCUGUGUUUGCAGAUGCCUGCUAACUCUCAAACAACAUCACAGAAUGACCUUGGAACUGAGCACUUCUUCAAGUUCAAUCUAAUUCUGAUACAAAUCAUCCAAAAACAAUUGAGUUCUACCGUAUGUGAUGUGCUUUCAGGAGCAACGGAUGAUAACAUAUCACCUGAACAGCAUCCUCUUGAAUCGAAGUCUAAUAUUAGUUUAACACAGAUUUCAGAUUUGACAGAUUCUCAUAAAUUUACCAGUUUAAAGAAUAGUUUGACAUUUUGUGAAAUACACUGACUGGCCUUCUUGUGGAGAGUUGAUUCUACAUUCAUGUCUAAGGUCAAUAUGAAGCUACAGCCAGCAGCCUGUUAGCUUAGCUUCGUGUUCACUGUAUCAAUUUCCUCAUCUCACUCUGGGCAAGAAAGUGAACGUGUUCCCCGAAAUUCAAACUAUUCUUUUAACUUCCUUUAAACUGAAAUUAAAGCUACAGCCAGCAGUCACCCAACGAAAGGGGAAAAGCGCAUUUCCCAACAUAUAGAUCUGCUUAUUUAAGGCUCUCUACUCAACUUGGCUGUAAUAAUGCAUCUGAAACGUCCAUCUGGACUCUUGAUCCAUUCAACUGUAAAACAUUUUGAAUUGCAAAAUCUGAAAAAAUGUAAAAUAUCUAUCAAAUGUAUCACAUGCAUUUUGGUACUACGUGCUCCUCCAUUUCUCACCCGGAGUGUGGCAUCGCAUCAGAAUCGCUGCUGUUGUAGGGAUAACAUCCAUCACACCAGCUAUUGAAGGGCACGUUUAGGGCUUUGAUUGCUUGAACAAAAGCGUUUUCUGCGUAUUAAGCCCUCAAGAUCCAUCACUGUGUACACAACGCAUCAAACACUCAUGGCCUCACAUAAAGGAUGGAAAUGUCUUCACAGUAGUACGGCCACAGCGCUGUAGUAUGUCUUUUUGUCCGCUUUCGGUGUUGUUUUGUUAAAAAGGCUCAAUAGGCUCAGGUCCACAGGAGGACCCGGUUCUCGGCUCACACAGAGUCCAGGGUCUGAAAGGUUUGGCGUCCAACUGGGGGUUAGUCCGUCAAUUCUUAAGUUUCUUUAUGUGACGCCUUGGUAUGAACUGAAAGAUAGACCCUUUAUCUUUCUAUCCAAAAAGCUGAUUUAUUCAGCUUAAUAUGAAUUGCUCUUCGAGGGCCAUAUAGAAGUGCACCUUCAGUUUACGUAUCGCUCUAAGGAGGGCACAUAAAAGCUUGAAAUGAAUUAAUGAACUUGAGUUUAAUACAACUAACCUGCCAUCAUUUAAUGGUGAAUCUCUUUUUGGACUCGCACACAUUAGUGCAGUAAAUUCUGCCAUAAAGGAGGGUUUCUAUUUGGAAACAAGGAGAAAAAGAAACACGCUUUGGGAUCUGUUUUAAGAUUAAAAGGCUCCAGGUACACAUAGCGAGCGUCAUUCCAUCUCGCAUUUCUAUUUUUCCACUGAAACAAAAAGGAUGCUUUGUCAGGUAAAGAUUCUGAAGCCGUCCUUUAUGACUGAAAUCUCAGGUGGAUGCUUUUGUUUCAGGCCUGAGAAGUUAAAGCUCCUGUGUACUGUCACUGGUUGAGUCAGAGAGCACCUUAAAAGUAUGAGACGAGACAGGUGGAUUUUGUGAAUGUUGCUUGUGUUAUCGAAUACAACACAUUAGGUGACGCUGCACAGGCAGUACUAUUUUUACUUUCUCCCUAGACAAUACCUCAAGUGGAGGAGUGUGCUGCAUGCAUGAGCUGCUGGAGCAAUGAUAAUAUGUCCAAUCUUAAAAGUAAUACAUUAUGCUCCACCAACCGCUGAGCCCAGAACUGGUACUGGGGUGCCACCUGCUGGUAAAGACAGGGCAACGUGUCUCAGUUAAACAAAGUGAGCUGCGUUGUUGGCCAGUAUAUUUAAAUAUUGACAAAAAAGGUAAACGGGGGAAACAUUUGGUCCAAGUUAGGAACAUAAAGGUCAAACAUUCCAAGACAUAAUUUGAGGAGCAUUUAAAGGACAUAUUACAAUUUCAAGGCAGAAUUUACCCUACAGUUAAUUUGAGUCAGAUUUCAUAACGCAUCAAAAUGGAACUUCAUUUUCCAAAAUUGCAGGCUUUCUGUUGUCAUGGAGGUGUUGCUGCAGGCUAAUUUAUACGCGUUAAUUCAACAGGUCAAACAGCUGCGUGUUUAAUAGACUUCUUAAGUGAGGAGCUUGUUUAUAAAAGCUGCAACUUUGUUUACAAGUUGGCAGACGUUUGGCUCGUUGUCAUGCAGCCAAAAAGCUUAGGAUGUGGUUUAAAGCGUGUUUGUUUUGAAGAAAAUACUCGUGUCUCGUUCCCUUCGCCCACUGAGCACAUUGUAUGUUAAACUGAUUCAAAAUUGUUACAGUAUGUUGGGAUUAAUGUGUUUUGCUUUUUCAUCGCUCACUAUACCCACUACCACCUCUGCCUUCACUCACGCCCUCAACUACAUCACCCACAUGC
Molecule: messenger RNA, 7041 nt
Organism: Cyclopterus lumpus (lumpfish)
Lineage: Eukaryota; Metazoa; Chordata; Actinopteri; Perciformes; Cyclopteridae
Gene: kazna
Product: kazrin, periplakin interacting protein a
Exons: 8
Coding region: 388-1683 (431 amino acids)
Source: RefSeq, a predicted model, not a curated record